Molecule: messenger RNA, 1578 nt
Organism: Penicillium macrosclerotiorum
Lineage: Eukaryota; Fungi; Ascomycota; Eurotiomycetes; Eurotiales; Aspergillaceae
Product: cytochrome P450
Exons: 5
Coding region: 1-1578 (525 amino acids)
Molecular function (GO): monooxygenase activity; iron ion binding; oxidoreductase activity, acting on paired donors, with incorporation or reduction of molecular oxygen
Source: RefSeq, a predicted model, not a curated record
AUGAUUUCUGGAUAUACCUUCAACGAUAGGGAUAUCAGACUGGGUAGUGCUUCCAGCUACAGCACUUACGUAUUCUUUUCAUUCGGCUUAGCUGUGCUAUGGAUUGCGUCCACCGUCUGUUACCGAUUAUUCCUAAGUCCUCUAGCUCGGUUUCCAGGGCCACGGUUAGCAGCUGCCUCACGUCUAUAUGAACUAUACUUCCAGCUUCUGAAAGGAGGCAUAUUCACAUGGCACAUUGACAAGCUUCAUGCAAAAUAUGGACCCAUCGUUCGAGUGUCUCCAUGGGAGCUUCAUAUUAAGGACCCAGAUUAUUAUAACACGGUUUACGCCGGACCCGGUAAACAUCGCAAUAAAGAUCCCUGGUUUAGCUUUAUCGCAUAUCCCGAGUCUAUAUUUUCUACUGCCGGACAUGAGCUCCAUCGGCCCCGUCGAAAGAUUCUCAGCCAUUUUUUCAAGAAGAACGUUGUUACCGAACUAGAAUCAAUGAUUCAUGAGAGUCUAAGAUUACUGUGUCGACAUUUUUCUACCGCAGCAGAGACAAAUCAACCCUUGGAGUUGCAUGCCGCUUUCUAUAGCUUUACGUGCGACAAUCUUUCUCAAUAUGCCUUCGGUCGCGAAAAUGGGUUUCAUUACCUUGAGGAGAACCAGAUCACAGAUACCUGGAAAACCAGAAUGACAUCGCUAUUUGAGUUUUGUCGAAUUAACAGACAUAUUCCGCCUUUGUCUUACAUGGCACGUCUGGCUCCUAGUAUAGUUUCUUGGUUCGUUCCACGAUUCAGAUAUGUUGACCAAAUGGAGCACGACGUGAAACAGAAAGUCAAGACAGUGCUGAAUCAACACUUGAAUGACAAGAGAACUCCACAAUCACCGGGAGCCAUAUAUCCGUCAAUAUUAGCUGACCCUGACGUACCUCCGAGCGAGAAAAGAUUAAGACGUCUAGAAGAUGAUGCGAUAUUCCUUUUGAUGGCAGGGACAGAUGCUCCAUCCCAAGCACUCGCGAUUACCAUGUUCUACAUACUCGACAAUCAUAAAGUAUAUCAAACUCUCAGAUCAGAGCUUUCUUCUGAACUAAAGAAUAUUGCAAUUACUCCAACACUGAAGCAACUAGAGCAAGUUCAGUAUCUAAGUGCUGUAGUGCGGGAAGGUCUCCGAUUAUCUGCAAUAGUAACAACUCGACUUCCUCGAUCGGCUCCAGAUGAGACACUUCAAUACCAACAGUGGCAAAUUCCAGCUGGAACCUUCGUGAGCAUGUCGACAUAUUUCAUACUCAAGGACCCCAAGAUUUUCCCUAACCCUGAAGCUUUCAUGCCGGAGCGAUGGUUGCUCCCCACAGAUCAGCUCCGAGAGCUCGAGAAACACCUUGUUCCCGCAUCAAAGGGAACACUGGGAUGCCUAGGACAAAAUCUCGCAUGGGCAUGGAUGCACUUGGUUCUAGGAACUUUGCUGCGUCGAUUUGAUAUGGCCUUACAUGAAACGACUAGAAAGAAUGUUGAAAUGACGCGUGAUAAUUUUAUUGGACAGACGGAUGUCAACAUGAAUAACGUGAAUGUGAAGGUGCUGGAGGAGUAUUCUGACUGA